Messenger RNA from Dimorphilus gyrociliatus, 1879 nucleotides. Lineage: Eukaryota; Metazoa; Annelida; Polychaeta; Dinophilidae. The record is from the annotation of a GenBank genome assembly.
AGUAUAUAUCUUAAAAACAAGUAUGGCGGCUAAACGAAAAAAGAAUACCGGUACUGAUUUAAAACAGGAGGAAAUUCUACAAGCGGUCGUUAUUGCAGACAGCUUUAAUGUCAGAUUUGCACCCAUUACAACCGAUUUACCUCGGGUGCUAGUAAAUCGACCAUUAAUCGACUAUACUUUGGAGUUUCUUUGUUUAAAUGGAGCUCAAGAAAUAAUCAUCUUCUGUAGAUCCCAUGUGGACCAAAUUCAAAGACAUGUCGAAUCGAAAUGGAUUAGAAAAUCUAAUCCAUGCACAAUAAAGAUAUUCUCAUCUCAAGAAUGCGUGUCUUUGGGAGAUGCACUGAGGGAUUUGGAUAAGAAGAAUAUAAUACAAAAUGAUUUUAUUUUAGUCAACGGAGAUUUAAUCUCCAAUAUGACAUUGUCUCCAAUUCUCCAAGAACACAAGGAAAGAAGAAGAAAGGAAAAAUGUAUGGUAAUGACAAUGAUUAUGAAAAAGACAAACUCUCCUCCCAAGAUGAAAUUUAAAGAUGAUGAUAUUCUCUUGGCUGUAAAUAAUGAUACAAAGACUGUCUUAUAUUACAAGAAACUUCAAGAAAAUAGAGUAAUAGGAUUUCCACUGAGUAUUUUCAAAAGUAAUCCUAACGUUUCCAUACGAAAUGAUUUGAUGAGCACUGGAAUAAGUAUAUGCUCGGCUAAGGUACUAUCCCUAUUUGGAGAUAAUUUUGAUUAUGAAUGCAGGGACGAUUUUAUCAAAGGAAUACUAAUUGAUGAAGAGAUAUCCGGUAAUACUAUAACAGUACAUAUUGAAGAGAAGGAGUACGCUGCAAGAGUAUCGAAUCUGAGAACUUACGAAUCGAUUACUAAAGAAGUAAUCGAUAGAUGGGCUUUUCCGAUAGUCCCAGAUGUAAGUUUUGAUAUAAAUGAUCCGAAAUAUUCAUAUCGCCGACACAAUAUAUAUCUGGACGAUGAUGUUAAACUUCACAGCAAUUGUAAACUAAUAAGAACCGUUGCCAUUGGAAAUAAUUCUCAAAUAUCGGAGAACGCUCAAAUAUCUAAUUCAGUUAUUGGUAGAAAUUGCAAAAUAGGCAAAAAUGCUUUAAUACAAAAUGCAUUUAUAUGGGAUAAUGUAACAAUAGAAGAUGAUUGCUGUUUAAAAACCUGCAUAUUAGCUAACCAUGUUACGGUUUUUAGGGGUGUAACUAUAGAAGAGGGAUGCGUUCUUUCCACAAAUGUCACUGUGGGACCGGAAGUACCUAUUCCAGGAGGAACUUUAUUGUGCAAAAGCGAGAUCAAAAUUAACUCUGCAAAUGAAUUUGGGUUACAAUCGAAUGCAAAAGUCUAUAAAGCUUUCGCAGAGGACGGAGAAGAUGUGCCCGAUAUUCCGUGGUGUGAACCUGAGCAACCCGAUGAUAUUUCUUCUGAUGAGGAGAGCGUCAUAUCUGAAAUAUCAGCAGUCGAACAAGAUGAUAGAAUAGCUUUCUAUGAUGAAUUGUCAGGUCUUUUGGAAAGCUUAAAUGAAAACGUCUCCGUUGAUAAUGUUAAAUUAGAAAUCAAUUCUAUAAAAGCUGCUUACUAUAUGGAAAUAGACGAUGUAAUUUUUCAACUUGUUAAAGCUAUCUUACUGUUUCCUUUACGGAACAAUGAGCAGCUCUCCAUAGAGCAGUACAAGGCCAGCUUUAAAGAAGAAACAGCUGCUAAUAAUACUUUAGUUUCAACAUACCUUAUAAAAGUAAUUGAGUCAUUCUACGACAGUGAUGUAUUAGCCGAAGAUACUAUAUUAUCGUGGUAUUCCAAUUGUGAGAAUACUGAUCUAAAAAAUAGGGUUAAAAAGCUUAUAGAAUGGCUUGAAGAAGCUGAAGAAGAAAGCGAUGAAGAUUAA